Messenger RNA from Strongylocentrotus purpuratus (purple sea urchin), 1275 nucleotides. RefSeq names its product probable RING finger protein 207 homolog. The record is from RefSeq and is a predicted model, not a curated record. Gene Ontology annotation, molecular function: zinc ion binding; ubiquitin-protein transferase activity. Bases 53 to 1234 code for a protein of 393 amino acids. Gene Ontology annotation, cellular component: nucleoplasm; chromatin. Lineage: Eukaryota; Metazoa; Echinodermata; Echinoidea; Camarodonta; Strongylocentrotidae. Gene Ontology annotation, biological process: positive regulation of DNA-templated transcription. The transcript has 2 exons.
GUACAACUUCUCAGUGUUUGUUUGUCGUGGGGAGAAAUUUGGAAUUCGAAUCAUGGCUGAUGCAUUAAAGAAUGCCAUUGCUCAGAGUCUGGAGUGUCCUGUAUGUCUGAAUACCUUCACCGACCCCAAGAUCCUGUCUUGUUCUCACACCUACUGUAAGACCUGUCUGGAAAACCUCUUGGAAUGCCAUGGUAACGACCAGAUGCUCCGAUGCCCUGUCUGCAGAGCUGAAACCCAGGUCCCAAACCAAGAUGUCAGCAAAAUACCGGCUAAUCUAGCUUUGAAGUCUCUCAUAGAUGACGUGAAGAAUCAAUAUCAGUUUUGCACGAAUUGUGAAUCCGAGGACAAACCCCAAGCUGUUUUCUACUGUCAAGACUGUGGCAUGUAUUUCUGUAUCACUUGCCACAACAAACACUCUCAGUGGAAAAACUUCAUCGGUCAUGAGGUCUUUGCCAUGAGUGAGAUCCUAUCAGGGAAGGCGUCAGUACGUAGCUAUCGCAAAUGCAGGAAACACCCCAAAGAGGACGAGGAGUGCUUCUGUUCCGACUGCAGGAGAUUUGCCUGCUUCAGGUGUGUUGUCAUGGAGCACACAAAGGAAGGACAUGAGGUCAUCGAGGCAGCUGUUUAUGAAAGCAACCAUAUGAAGAGUAUCGAGGACCUCAAAUUCAAGACGGACAAGAAACGCUCUUGCUUUCAGAAAUACGUUGAUUUCAUUGAUGAACAGAAGGAGCGUGUGAGCAAUGUUCAGAAGCAGUGUACAGAUGAUAUCAACAAAGCAUAUGAAGAAUCAGUCCGUCAGUUGACAGAGAAGAAAGAAAUCCUCAUUGUUGAAGUCAAGGGUCGGACUGAAGCAGUAAAGAAAGAACUGGACGAAAUGAAGAAAUCGGCUCAGGAGCACAUCACUCACUUGAUCACCGUAGAUGACUUGAUAACCACUAGGACAAAGAUACCGGUAGACAGGGAUGCUUUGGCUGCACACGACACUCUAUGUCAAGACUUGCAAGAGGCUUUGAAACAAGAAGAUCCUGACUACAAUCAGCCGUCGCAAUCGAGCAAGAAAGGAAAAAGUGUUAGUUUUAAGAGGAACAUUGGAAUGGACGAGCUAGCUCUCGGUAAGAUCGUAAAUGCAGUUGCAAAGGACAUCGCUUCACCUACCAAGGGUGGCAUGAAUGCCAUGAUUGAUACACUAUUUGGUAGGAUAGCAGUGGAUGAUAGGUAUGUUAUACUUGAUUAAUCAAACAAUAUCACACUGUACACAUACAAAAUUAAGUCACA